CACUCCGCCCCCAAACCCAAAUCCGCACCCCGAAAUCCCCAAUUCCGCUCUCCCUCCCUCCCAGCCUCCCUCCCCCACCCUCCCUCUCCCCCCGCAGCAGGCGAGAGCGCGAAGCGGAGCGGAGGCGGAGAGAUGGAGUCGGACCAGGGCAAGCUCUUCAUCGGCGGCAUCUCCUGGGAGACGACGGAGGAGAAGCUGAGCGAGCACUUCUCAUCCUACGGCGAGGUCACCCAGGCCGCCGUCAUGCGCGACAAGCUCACCGGCCGCCCCCGCGGCUUCGGCUUCGUCGUCUUCGCCGACCCCGCCGUCGUCGACCGCGCACUGCAGGACCCCCACACCCUCGACGGCCGCACGGUUGAUGUGAAGCGGGCGCUCUCGCGGGAGGAGCAGCAGGCCACCAAGGCUGCGAACCCUAGCGGCGGGCGGAACUCUGGUGGAGGAGGUGGUGGCGGCGGCGAUGCCGGUGGUGCGCGGACAAAGAAGAUCUUUGUGGGCGGGCUGCCCUCCACUCUGACGGAGGAGGGGUUCCGGCAGUACUUCCAGACCUAUGGCGUCGUCACUGACGUCGUCGUGAUGUACGACCAGAACACACAACGCCCCAGGGGGUUCGGCUUCAUCACCUUUGACUCUGAGGAUGCUGUUGACCGCGUGCUGCACAAGACGUUCCAUGACCUGGGUGGGAAGAUGGUGGAGGUGAAGCGUGCACUGCCUCGUGAGGCGAACCCUGGCGGUGGUGGCGGGCGUUCUGGAGGAGGCGGUGGCUAUCAGAGCAACAAUGGCCAUAGUGCAAACUCUGGCGGCUAUGAUGGUAGAAGUGAUGGCAGGUAUGGGCAAGCACAGCAGGGUAGUGGUGGCUAUCCUGGCUACGGUGCGGGGGGUUAUGGCACUGGUGCAGCUGGAUAUGGAUAUGGUGCUAACCCUGGAGCUGGAUAUGGAAAUUAUGGGGCUGGAGCAUAUGGAGGUGUUCCUGCUGCUUAUGGUGGACCUUACGGCAACCCGAGUGCGGCUGGCUCUGGUUACCAAGGUGGUCCUCCAGGUGCAAAUAGAGGACCCUGGGGCAGUCAAGCUCCAUCUGCUUAUGGUGCUGGAGGCUAUGGUGGCAGUGCUGGCUAUAGCGCUUGGAACAACUCUUCUGGUGGUGGCAAUGCUCCCACAAGCCAGGCCCCUGGUGGAGCUGCAGGCUAUGGCAGCCAGGGCUAUGGGUAUGGAGGAUAUGGAGGGGAUGCGUCAUAUGCUAGUCAUGGAGGAUACGGCGCUUAUGGAGCGCGUAGUGAUGGUGCUGGCAAUCCUGCUAGUGGUGGAAUAUCUGGAUAUGGUGCAGGGUAUGGGAGUGGGAGUGGCAACUCUGGUUAUCCAGGUGCUUGGAAUGAUCCUUCACAAGGCAGUGGAUUUGGUGGUUCAGUCAAUGGAGGUUCUGAAGGGCAAUCAAAUUAUGGCAGUGGCUACGGCAGUGUGCAACCCAGGGUUGCUCAGUAAAGAGAGGCUAUUAGAGUGUCUUUGAAAGGAACCAGCACAUCUGGGCAUUCUAUGUAUUGUUAUGUUACUCUGCUCUCUGAUUGUUCUCAGCCUCCUGAAGAUGGCCCAUUUGCUGGUUAAAUCAGUAUUUCUCCGGGUUGGAAUGCUUGAACCUUUAGUGGCUUACUACUAGAACUUCUAGUCAAUAAGUAGCUAUAAUGUGGAGUAGCAGUAUCUUGCAUUAUUUUUUUUAAGUUUAGCUUUAUCCGUCUGUGUGCUUUUCCAUGAGUGAAGUUUCAGGUUGCUUCAUCUCUAGUUUCAAAAGCUAGAGUAGCUUGACUGCUUAUGGGCAAAACUAUCUAGUUGUACCUCUAUUCUACAGAUCAUAUAUUUGUGUUUGGCAGUAGUAUCUAUGCUGGAUCUUGUUCUACUUCCAUUCUGGAAUGUUCUGUAUUUUGUGGUUGUGUUGACCUGUGGUGCUGUGCUUACCCAUCUGGUUUAGCUCAAGUUGGAUUUAUGGUGUUAUGCCAUGUUACAACAUUCAUGGUUUGCAACAGAUGCCAACCCUGGAACUUCUAUGCAGUGUUAGUCAUCUGAUACUGUAGCUUCUUCUAACAAUAUGCUCAACUGUAGUGCAAGUGUUUUUUAUGUAGCUGGAACGGUACAUCCUUCAAGUAUAUCAUGAAGCUAUGAAUUCCAUCUAUUUGGCUCUAGAUUUCCAUAUUUUCCAUGCAGCAGUAAGCUUGUUAGCAGCAAGAUUGUAGCACCAAAUUUCUAAGGUUGAAUGGGAUGACAUUCCUUUUUAGGGAUGCCCAGACGAGGGCUACUAAAUCAGCCAUUCAAAAGGCAGGUGACUCUGUGUUUACAUGAUGAGCUGGUGGAAAGUUUUCAUCUCGGAGAGCUGACAGAGUGCAACAUGCCAGCUUAAGUGCUUCAUUUUCUGAAGGGUCUGGUACUGUGCUACAGGAUAGUGAGUGCAAUGAGGUAACUGGACGCACUGUCGCUUUGUCUGGGAAGCAUGGGCAAGGGCUUGGCUGCGUGGUACAAGGGUUGGCGCCUGUGCAUAAAUCAUAAUAGAGAUGGUGGAUGCUUGUGUUCUAGUAACUUCCCAAUAUAUAGGGAUCUUGUAUUACACGUGGUGAGGUCAAGUUCAAAUGCAUCUAAUCAGCUUGGUGAUCUCUCGGUUAGCAUGAGUUUGUUUCUGAAGGGCAUGUGUUUUUGAGAUGCCUGCGUCAGGUUAAAAUGCUCAAUGAGACAACGUAACAUGCAGUAGCCUUUGAGAUAAUUUAUGUCGGUCUAAAAUGUUCCGAGAAUUAUUAAUUUCUAUUCAACUGAAGCAAGUGUUUUUGACAUAAAUUGUAUGAGCUCAUUAGGUCAUAAGCAGAUGGUUAAUUCCAGAGAACUAUUGUGACAAUUCACAAUUGCCUGAGGUUUCCUUUCCUGUGAUCUGUAUCCUUCUCCAUCAGUUUAUACUUACCAAAAGUUAUCAAGUGGGAACUUCAUGUUGCCUGCUCAUUUGUAUCA
Messenger RNA from Panicum hallii, 2979 nucleotides. RefSeq names its product heterogeneous nuclear ribonucleoprotein 1-like. The coding region runs from base 133 to 1476 and encodes 447 amino acids. The transcript has 5 exons. Gene Ontology annotation, molecular function: RNA binding. The record is from RefSeq and is a predicted model, not a curated record. Lineage: Eukaryota; Viridiplantae; Streptophyta; Magnoliopsida; Poales; Poaceae.